This is a messenger RNA of Tribolium madens (black flour beetle), 1571 nucleotides long. Its product is annotated as chitinase-3-like protein 2. Gene Ontology annotation, molecular function: chitinase activity; chitin binding. NCBI's taxonomy places the organism in Eukaryota, Metazoa, Arthropoda, Insecta, Coleoptera, Tenebrionidae. Gene Ontology annotation, cellular component: extracellular region. Gene Ontology annotation, biological process: carbohydrate metabolic process; chitin catabolic process. The coding region runs from base 99 to 1493 and encodes 464 amino acids. The transcript is spliced from 5 exons. The record is from RefSeq and is a predicted model, not a curated record.
AUCAAUUUUUUAAACCCUUAUUAAUAAAUUCAAAUUCUGGGAAACACAUCCGGUCACGUGACCUCGUUUCAUGUCAACAAAAACAUAACCUUAAAAGAAUGACAGACGUUUAUUCUGGCCAUUCUCAGUUCGUUUUAUUAGGAAAUAACAGGAGACGAUGGUUCGACGGCCGUACUUUGUUCAUAAUUACGGUUAUAACCGUCCCUGUGAUAAUAUUUUGUGGUAUUUACACGGUUAUACUUAAAACCAACGAGACUCUUUUAUACCCCCAAAGUCACAUCGAAGUGCCAGUUCAGGCCCCCCAUCGUGCCAAAAUCUACAGCACCCGUCUCAGAAACCUCGACAAGGGGCUGCUCUCCAUCGAAGACGACGUGCCAAAAAUCACGGAUUUUAAACUAGUGUGCUAUUAUAAUUUCCCAGGGGGUAGUGGUAGUCUCCAACCUGAGAAAAUAGACCCCUUUUUGUGCACCCACAUCAACGUGGGGUUCGCCAGGGUGGGCCCCAAUGGUGUGGAGUUGACUCAAGACCAGUUAAGGGCGCUCCAAACUGUCGUGGGGCUGAAACAGGUCAAUGGAAAUUUGAAGGUUUUGGUGUCGGUGGGCGGGGCUGGGAAUGACGGGGGUUUCAACGUCAUGGUUUUGAGUCACGCGAGUCGGAAAGUUUUCAUUAGGUCGGUGGCCGAGUUGGUGCGGAAUCACAGUAUCGAUGGGGUUGAUCUCGACUGGGAGUUCCCCAAUGAGACCCCAGGGAGGGACAAGAAGCAGAAGGUGCAUUUCGUGCAGCUUUUAGAGGAGUUUCGUAUGACGAUAAAUAAAUACAAGGAGAAGUUUCUGGUGACCGUGGCGGUGGCAGCCCCCAUUGUCCUCGUGGAUAAUUGCUACGAUGUGCCUUAUUUGAACGAAUUUGUCGAUUUUGUUAAUGUGAUGGCUUAUGAUUACCAUUUUUACACCAAAUUGACCCCUUUUACGGGUUUAAACUCGCCUUUGUACCCCUCAAUUGAGGAUAAGGGGUACCUUUCAACUCUCAAUAUUAAUUUCACUGCAUUUUAUUGGGUGUCAAAGGGCAUGGCAAGGGAGAAACUUGUGAUUGGUUUGCCCACUUAUGGACACACUUUUCGAUUGACGAAUAUUCACAAUAGUGGGCUGUAUGCCCCAGCGAGGGGCUACGGGAAGCUCGGAAGUGGCGGUUUUGUGGACUACUCUCAAGUUUGUUCAUUUUUGAACAUGAAUCAGAUUUCCCCUAUUUUCGAUAUGGACGCGAAAAGUCCCUAUGCCACUAAAGGGACAGAAUGGGUGGCUUUUGAUAACGAACAAAGUCUUUCAUUUAAGGCUGAGUUUGUACGAGACAACCAAUUUGGGGGUGUUAUGGUUUAUUCCUUGAAUGCUGAUGAUUAUUUAGGGGUGUGCAAAGUCGAUUCAAAUGUCCAAAGUCGACAAUUUCCACUUAUUAACAAAGUCAAAGAGAUUCUGGACAGGAAUUAUUCGAUUUUUUAAUGGGACCUGACAGAGGCUGUUAACAAUGGUGAUAAUCCAAGUAUUAUAAUUUUUUUUAAUAAAAGUUAUUGAAAUUGA